Molecule: messenger RNA, 1770 nt
Organism: Myripristis murdjan (pinecone soldierfish)
Lineage: Eukaryota; Metazoa; Chordata; Actinopteri; Holocentriformes; Holocentridae
Product: EEF1A lysine methyltransferase 3
Exons: 3
Coding region: 214-885 (223 amino acids)
Cellular component (GO): cytosol; protein-containing complex
Source: RefSeq, a predicted model, not a curated record
UCGGUGCGACACAUACAUACCUUUUCCGUUAGCCAAACAUGCUAUUGACACUUUAGUUUCAAUACUACUUAAGGUUAUGGUUCCUAUGUGCAAACGCCGAUCUGUAGUUCACCUGAUCUGGAACGCAACCAGCGGUUCUCCUGCUGCGCUCCGUCACUGCUUCAUGUAUGUGAGAACUAACUGGUGAUACUGGUAAACAUUAUCAUAUACAACAUGACCUGCACAGGAGAAGAAGCCGGCCCGUUCCCCGUGGACGACGGCCUGUUCGCCGACACAUUUUCCGAGGACAGCGUUUACAAAUUCAUCGGUGAAGAGCUGAGGAUCAGCCAGCUGUUCAGCGCCAACCUCGGCGUGGCUGCGCCGGUGUGGGACGCGGCUCUACAUCUGUGUCGGUACUUCGAGGAGCAGUCGCUGGACCUGAGAGGAAAGCGCAUCAUAGAGCUCGGCGCCGGGACGGGGCUUGUUGGGAUUUUGGCAGCGCGUUUAGGAGCAGACGUGACCCUUACAGACCUUCCUCUGGCCGUCCCACAGCUGGAGACCAACGUCUCUGCCAACAGGCCCUCUCGGGGCUGGCCCGCCACCCCUCCGGCUGUCCUGCCUCUGUCUUGGGGGCAGGACCAGCUCAGCUUCCCCUCUGACUGGGACUUGGUGUUGGGUGCAGAUAUCGUCUACCUCUCUGAGACAUACCCGCUUCUACUGGAGACACUCGUGCAUUUGUGCAAGAACGGUGCUGUGGUCUAUCUUUCAUCCAUGAUGCGGAAGGAGCACGGAACUCCUGGUUUCUUUGAGGAGAGUCUGCCGAGUCGAUUUCACGUGGAGCUCGUGCACCGCGACGCCAAGCAGAACAUUAACAUCUACAGGGCCUCUCUGAGGACAGCCCAGUGACAGCUUUCCAGGCCCAGGACUUGGAUUUUUAAUCGUCAGUGAUUACCAGUUGUGCCUCCGGUUUCUUCCGUGCCUUGUUUUCAUAAGAGAAUUUAAUAAAAUGUGGUUAAUGAAUAGUGCACACUAUACAGAUGUCAGAGGCAACAGCUCAUUUGUUUUGUUUUGUUUUUCCCCCCGUAUAUUUGUAUUUAUCCUAUAUGUUGACCAUUUUCCAUCACUUGACAGAUCCCAAGUGUCCUCUGUCACUUGUGAACAAUUUCAUUUUUUUGGUAAUAACUUUUCUAUGUGAUUGCGAAUAGCAUACUUUUUUAUUUCAUCUUUUGUCUUUCAUGAUCAGUUACGUAUUCUGACAAUUUGCUAAGUAUCUUUGAAUUGUGUCUGUAUUUUGGGUGACACACUGACUCUUUGUAGAUUUUACCUGAAUAACUUGACCUCUCAUGGAAUUUCUUCCCUUUUCUGGUUUAUAAAUACUUUACAGUUUAAAAAAAAAAAGGUAAAAUCACAGGAAAUAAAGAAUCUUAUGGAAAAAAUAAAGUAGAUCAAUUAAAACAAGUAGAAUAUAUAAGUGGAUAAUCCAAUCCCUACCAACUCCCCUUCAAAAAAAAAAAAAAAAAAAAACCAAUGUGGCCCAGUGUUAUCCAUGUAUUAUCAUUCACUAACACUAACACACUAAGUCAAAAAAGACUCCUCAAUUCAAAUUUUAUCAGGCUACCAUUAGGAAAUUUUAUUUUAAUAGCAAUAAAAGUGAUUAUUUGAGUCAGGUUGGGCACAUUUCCUACGCCUUUAUUUGUCAUUUAACAGAUUUUACUUAAGCACAGAGUUACUUUGACAAUAAAAUAAAUUAAUUGCUCCUGAGAGAUUGUUAUUUUGACAGGGCUCUAACAA